Molecule: messenger RNA, 1530 nt
Organism: Grosmannia clavigera kw1407
Lineage: Eukaryota; Fungi; Ascomycota; Sordariomycetes; Ophiostomatales; Ophiostomataceae
Product: pH-response regulator protein palc
Exons: 2
Coding region: 1-1530 (509 amino acids)
Biological process (GO): cellular response to pH
Cellular component (GO): plasma membrane
Source: RefSeq, a predicted model, not a curated record
AUGCCCUUCGCCUUUGUCCUGCCGACCACGUCGGCCUUCUCGUUGGACGAUGCCUACGCCUGUCCGACGCACCCGUCGCUGCUGCGCGGCGCCACCACCUACCGCGGCGUCGUCCGCGACACCCUCAAGAAGCACAAGCGCCUGCCGCCCGAGGCCCAGGCCGCGAGCCUGGCCCUGGUCGUGUCGAGCCUGGAGGACUACCUGCCCUAUCUGAUGGUGAUGGGAUGCCGCGACAAGGCCAGCCAGGCAGCAAACCAAUUCGGCGUCCAAGUCGUCCCCGCAUCCUCCCCGGCCUCGUCUGUCUGCGUCUCCUCCUGGCGACCGACCAUGGCCGGCUCGCGCGUCCCCGGCCGCCAGCCGGCCCGCGUGGCCGUCCGCUCGCUCGACCACGAGACCGCCUUCGUGCUCGCUACUCUCGGCCAUGCCCGCACGCUGCAGGCUCGUGCUGCUCUGCAGCCGCUGCAGGCGGCCACGUCGGUCGCACCGGCUGGACCACAACAGCGCGCGUCGGCCGUCGCUGCUGCCACGCGCCAUCUCCUGGACGCUGCCUCCGUGCUUACGUACGCAGCCACACAGAUGGAGAUGCCGGCAUGUUCUACCUCGCCCAUCCCCUACGACAUACACCCUGCCCUCCUCCGGGCCCAUGCCGGCCUCGCCCUCGCCGAGGCCACCCUCCUGGCCGUCCUCAAGGAUGACCCCUACCCGGCCGUCAUGGCACAGCGUCGCAACGAGCUCGACCGCGAGUGGAUGUACAAGGCCCCCGACAUUCCGCGCGUUCGCGCUCACCUCUUUGCUCGUCUCUGUCUGGCUGCUGCCGAACACGUCGGCCGCGCCUUGGCCUCGGCCUCGUCCGCCUUUGCUUCUUCUUCGUCUUCGUCCUCGUCCUCAUCCUCGUCAUCAUCUUCCCCCUACACCCGCUACCUCGACGACCUUCGCCGGACGGCGCGCGCCAGAGCCUGUCGCUUCUUCGCCAUCGACGCUGAGCUGGCUGGCCACACCGGCACCGCCCUCGCCUGGCUGCACGCUGCCCUGCAGGAACUCGGCGACAGCUCAGCCGGCAGCGAUGCUACUACCUCCACCACUGGCUCUGUGGCCACAGCUUCCUCCUCGUCCUCCUCCCGCAAAAACUUGCUUGCGCGCAUCAAAAAAGACCGCUUCGAAAAGCACGAGGACCGCCGGCUGGCCCGUGGUGUCGGCUGGGGCGCCGAUGCCGGCCGCCUCGAUGAGACCCGCGUCGUCGAGAUGCUCGACGCCAAGUGGACCAAACAGAACGACACUAUCAACACCCAGCUCAUCCCCCCCUAUGGCCCGCUGCUGGCACAGAUGCCUUCUGGCCGCGACGUCCACACCGUCAAGCCAUUUGACCCGCCCGUGCUCGAUUCGGCCGUCCUCGAGGCCAUGCGCGCGCCUCCAGACCCGCUCGACAGCAACGCCCUCAGCCUCGGACCUGAUGUCGACUCCAGCAGUGACGACGACCAGUCGGCCACGGCCAGCUCGCGCGACGACCGCGCUCAACGGUCCUACUACUAG